Molecule: messenger RNA, 675 nt
Organism: Abrus precatorius (Indian licorice)
Lineage: Eukaryota; Viridiplantae; Streptophyta; Magnoliopsida; Fabales; Fabaceae
Product: ribose-5-phosphate isomerase A-like
Exons: 6
Coding region: 1-675 (224 amino acids)
Biological process (GO): pentose-phosphate shunt, non-oxidative branch
Molecular function (GO): ribose-5-phosphate isomerase activity
Source: RefSeq, a predicted model, not a curated record
AUGAUCAAAUGUCUAUCCAAUGGAAAGUUGACAAGUUGUGCCACUCCAGUCAAGCCAGGUCUCAAUGUUGCAGAGGAGGUUCAGAAGAUAGUCAAUUUGCUUGACAAGGUGGACAGUCUUUUGAAGGGACAUGUAAGAGCUAAGCGAAUGGCAGUUUUGACAUCACCACUGGUUCCUGUUAAUGUGCAAGUGAAAUCGUCAUACAGAGGAGUUACCGUAGAUAUUCUGUCAGAGGGUCUGAAUAGAGCUCUUGCAGUGGAGGGGAAGAAGGUGUUUUUCUUUGUUAAGACUGAGAGUGUCGCUCCCUUAUGGCAGGGAUGUUCAAUUCUAUUUCUUAGACAAACUUGUCUGAGCAUUAGAGUUUCACGAUCACGAUCUGUGUUUGAGGAAUCUGGUUGUGUUGCAAAGCUCAGGACUUCUGGGGAAAAGGACGAACCUUUUCUCACGGAUAAUGUGAACUAUAUUGUCGAUUUGUAUUUCAAGAAGAGUAUUGGGGAUUUGAAGGCUGCCAGUGAUGCCGUUUUGCAACUUGCUGGAGUUGUGGAGCAUGGGAUGUUCCUGGACAUGGCUACCACUAUUAUUGUUAUAGCUUUUAUUUCGUCACAAUUCCAGAAUGUACAAUCUAGAAACUCCAAACUUCAAAGAAAAAUAGAAUGUUUUCCCUGUUAUUACUAG